CGUGUCAGUUUGUUUACAGCGGUCCCUGUGCUGCAGCUGCACAGACAUGGCUGUGGAUAUAACUUUACUUUUCAAAGCCAGCGUCAAGACAGUGAAAACCAGGAACAAGGCGAUAGGAAUAGGCUUUGACUCCACCAAGGAUGAUAUUUUCAAGAGGAGCAGACCCAAGAGUGGCUUCUCUCCGAAGGCGAAAGAAGUGAUCACGAACAUCACCAAGCUCAAAGACUUUCUGCUACAACACAGGAAAGAUUAUGUGAGCGCCGGAAGCCUCAUCUCGUCAGAUCUUACUCGUAUGACGGACAAUGAACGAGACCAGAUUGACCAGGAUGCUCAGAUCUUCAUGAGAACCUGCUCUGAGGCCAUCAAGCAGCUGCGCAAUGAAGCAGAGAAGCAAGUGACAUCAGCCCAGAUAAAGGAGCACAGAGGAGCAGUGCUGGACCUCAUUGAAAUGUAUCUAAGAGGAGUAUGUAAGCUGUACUCUGAGCAGAGGGCAAUCCGGGUCAAGAGAAUGGUGGACAAGAAGAGGCUGUCGAGACUGGCACCAGAGCACCACAGCAGGGUGGAAAAAACGCCGGACGUGGAGCCCACAGAAGAGAAAACGGUCAAGGAAGAAAAUUCUGAGAAGAGUGUGUCGGAGGUCCUGGACAACCCUGUCAACCUGUGGGAGGAGGGCAGAGUGGAGGACGAGCUCUCUCCUGAGGAGAUCCAGAUGUUUGAGCAGGAGAACCAGAGGUUGGUGAGUGAGAUGAGCAGCCUGGUGGAUGAAGUGAGGCAAAUAGAGGGGAAGGUGGUGGAGAUCUCUCGACUGCAGGAGAUCUUUGCUGAAAAAGUCCUGCAACAGGAAACAGAGAUAGACAGUAUUCAUCAGCUCGUUGUGGGUGCUACAGAAAACGUCAAAGAGGGCAAUGAAGAUAUUCGGGAGGCAAUCAAAAACAACGCUGGCUUUCGGGUAUGGAUCCUGUUCUUCCUGGUCAUGUGCUCCUUCUCUCUUCUCUUCCUGGACUGGUACGACAGCUAACACAGCUAGCCAGCAUGGACUCUAUACAACAGGAAACUGUCAGGCUCGGGCACAUAUUGGUUAUCUCAUAAAGACAUGAUGACCGCACUGAGACUGAAUGUUUACCGUGCUGGACCUGGUGUACAAAGUGCUCUUCAAGAAGAUCCUUUGUUGGUGGCAGUUUGUUCCCUGAUGCUAACUAUGUGUUAAUGUUUGUCCUUGGCAGCUUCAGUGUCAGCACUAAUGGAGGCGAGCUUUGUGUCGAGCACUGUGUCCACUUUAAGUGUGCGUAUGGUUGGACGGUCAAUAUUUUUCUCUACCGCUAAAAGCAGUGAUACAGAAGCCCCGAGAGGCAAGUGAGAGACAAAAAUCAGGUGAUCAAGUCUGAUCUUAAUAGUUUUCUCUCCUGUGUUUAUGACUUAAGAACAGGUGAAAACACGGUUUUACCCGGGUGGUGAAUUCUUACCUGUUGUUUUAAUACUAAUUUCAUCCACAAGAGGCUCCAGCUUCUAAACAGGACUAGAAUCAUUGUUGUUUUUCUUCAAGUUGAGUUCUUUAUUUCCAUGCACUCUAGACAUAGUACAUAACAUGCUAACAAACAAUAUACUGGGGCUGUCAGUGAAUAUUCGUAACUCAAAUAUGUUUAAAUUGUCAAAAAAUUAAAAACAUGUUCGAAUACGAAAGUGAAUCAAUUGUGAGAACCAAAAAAGUACUAUCGUGGACGUUAGACAGAAAUUAGCUAUCUCCCAGCAGCAGGCAGAGGGGAAAUAAAUGGCUGGCCAGUUAGCUAGCUAGCUUGUCCAUUUACAGAGCUACGUCUGCUCCUCGCUUCUUGUCUCCUAGCAGUGAGGAGUGAAGCAGAGGGAGAAACUAGCUAAAGUUAGCUUGUUAGCUAACAAGUUUAUUGUUCUACUGGUUACAGAAAAUUAGUCAAACAAAGUGUCACUCUUCUCACUCUAGUAAGUGCUUUUCUCUCUGUGACAACAGUGUGUGAAGCAAAUUUUAGCCAUUUUGCAGCUGGCUAGUUAGCUAGCUUGCAAGGGGUCUUUUUGUAAUAGGUAGGUAUGCAUUAAAACAUGUUUAUGUUGAAAUAAAUGUACCUAUACAAGUAGUUAUGUGUCUUAUAUUGGCUUGCCCUUUUACGAUAUCAUGCACAAUGGCCAAUUUGAACCACCCUACAAUUUUCUGUAUGUACCUUUUUAUGUUCAGUUUUUUCCACAUAUGGGGGGAGUGGGUUUUUUUUCAACCUCUUUUCAAGGCAUACACAGGAGAGACAACCUUUUCCAUUAGACUUAGAAAAUGGAUCACAAGAUAUAUUUUCUCACUUGCCUCUGGGGAUCCCAUAUAGUUGAUGAUUGUUUGAUUGGCAGCAACUGUUCUUGUGUGACUGACUGAAAAACAUGUAUUUCUGACACCUUUUGGAACAGAUGAAAGGAUCCUGUUCAGACCUGCGUAGCAUUCACUCGCUGCCUCGUGUACACUAUUUGAAUAGACUAUUUGUGUACCUCAGUGACAUAUAAAUUAUACCUAACUGUCAAAUGCUGAAGACUGUUUUGCUUUUCAAGUAAUUAUGAGGAGCGGUAUAAUUUAUUCAAUAUCAAUCACAGCAUAACUGUACUGACACACCACUCUAUUAAACUCAGCAGUAGUCUUAAGUAGAUUCUCUCGCUUGUUUUUUAUUUCAGGAUGUCAUUUUAUAAUAGUUUAUACUUUUCAUAUUUAUGUCAAGCUUGCAGAUAACAUCAAGAGCAGCAGAAGGCACAGCCUGCUUUGGUUUGUGUCAGCUAAAGAAGAGAAGCUGCCGACAGGAGAUUUGAUUCUCAAAGCCUCCUGAUAUUUCUACUAAUCUGUUUAUUAGGAUUAACCUUCAUUCUAGUCAAAGCAUCACAGCUCUGAGAAAUGUUUCUUUGAUCUUAACUCAAGGGAGUCUAAGCUGUUAACUGUAAUUAUUUUCUGCACUGAGGGAGUUUCAGCGUUAAUGACAAGAUUUACACUAGAAAUAGUUCAUGUAUUCCACUUGGACAUGGGUGUGAAAUGUGGGCACUUUAUUUCCAUUUUUAAUUUAACAUUUUAUGUAGCAAAUGCACUUCAAUGGUAAUCAUUACAUUGUUUGAAAAAGGUACAUAAUUUGUGACAGUUUAAGUUAAAUGACAAAUACAGAAGAAAGCAACAGGACAAGCGACUACUGUCAGAUUGUUCCACUACAUCAACCUAAGUCUAGUAUCUGGGAUGGCUACCAACAGCCAACUAUGGUGACAUUAAUCAAUGCAAAGCAUUGCACAAUACAGUGUCUUCACUA
This is a messenger RNA of Centropristis striata (black sea bass), 3296 nucleotides long. It is a transcript of the gene stx18, whose product is annotated as syntaxin 18. The transcript has 11 exons. Gene Ontology annotation, biological process: retrograde vesicle-mediated transport, Golgi to endoplasmic reticulum; intracellular protein transport. NCBI's taxonomy places the organism in Eukaryota, Metazoa, Chordata, Actinopteri, Perciformes, Serranidae. The record is from RefSeq and is a predicted model, not a curated record. The coding region runs from base 47 to 1018 and encodes 323 amino acids. Gene Ontology annotation, cellular component: membrane; SNARE complex; endoplasmic reticulum. Gene Ontology annotation, molecular function: SNAP receptor activity.